Molecule: messenger RNA, 2892 nt
Organism: Acanthopagrus latus (yellowfin seabream)
Lineage: Eukaryota; Metazoa; Chordata; Actinopteri; Spariformes; Sparidae
Gene: arl13b
Product: ADP-ribosylation factor-like 13b
Exons: 10
Coding region: 518-1690 (390 amino acids)
Biological process (GO): receptor localization to non-motile cilium; non-motile cilium assembly
Cellular component (GO): motile cilium; ciliary membrane; non-motile cilium
Molecular function (GO): GTPase activity; GTP binding
Source: RefSeq, a predicted model, not a curated record
GCAGCCUAGCAGCAGAAAAGACGGCGUAAACAAAGCAGGCUGCAACUGGUGAGCUAACGCUAAGUAGCUUCAUGUUUCGCGAGUAAAACGCGCACUGUGGCUGUAUUCGGCUCCAUUUAAUAAACAGUUUUAGUUGACGGGUGAGGACGGCUUCCGUUUGCGUGGUCACAGACUCACUACAUGUGCCGGGACUCGAACUAAGCGAGUUAACAAGUUGUCGUUUUUUCCGCUAGCUGAGUUAGCUUUAGCCAAUUAUAUUAGAUAACGGGACAUAACGGGGUUGUGUAUUUCUGAAAAUCGAUGUCAUGAAGAGUAACGUUUGAUGGUGACACGUGAUAACGGCGCCGGUAACGCGGACCACUCCAAAUGCUGCCAACAUCGAUGCUGUCAUGAGUUAGCUCGCUAUGUAGCUAAUUUAGGACGAGGAGUCUGUUAGUUGUGUGAACGGGGUCGGAUGGUGGCGUGAGGCUCCUGGCUGGAUGGACACUUGAUUGCAGUCAUCUGGACUCGGACUGCGAUGUUUAGCCUGAUGGCGAAUUGCUGCAACUGGCUGAAACGCUGGCAAGAGCCCGCAAGGAAAGUGACUCUGGUUAUGGUGGGACUGGAUAAUGCAGGGAAGACAGCCACAGUACGAGGAAUCCAAGGAGACAAUCCGCAGGACGUGGCGCCCACAGUGGGCUUCUCCAAGGUCGACCUGAAGCAGGGCAAGUUUGAGGUGACCAUCUUUGACCUGGGUGGCGGGAAAAGGAUCCGGGGCAUCUGGAAGAACUACUACUCCGAGUCGCACGGCGUGGUGUUCGUGGUGGACUCCAGCGACGUCCAGAGGAUCCAGGAGACACGGGAGACCAUGGCCGAGGUCUUGCAGCACCCGCGCAUCGCAGGGAAACCAGUGCUAGUGCUUGCUAACAAACAGGACCAGGAUGGAGCGCUGGCUGAAGCAGACAUCAUUGAGAACCUGUCCUUAGAGAAGCUCGUCAACGAGAACAAGUGUCUUUGUCAGAUCGAGCCAUGCUCUGCCGUCCUAGGCUACGGCAAAAAGGUCGACAAGUCCAUCAAGAAGGGCCUGAAGUGGCUCCUCAACAACAUCGCCAAAGACUACGAGGCCAUCACUGAGCGCGUGCAGAAAGACACGGCCGAGCAGCGUGCCCAGGAGGAGCAGGACAAGAAGGAGAGGGCGGAGAGAGUGCGGCGGAUACGAGAGGAGAGAGAUCGGCAGGAGCGAGAAGAGGCCGAACGCGAGGGCAGGCAGGUCCAGGAAGACGGGGCCGAUGAUGCCGACAUGCCGAGCCCCUUCCAGCCAAUCAGCAACGUGAUCUCUGAGAAUGAGGAUAAAGAGAAGGAGAGGAGGAGGCAAAGAGAGUUGGAGGAGGCCCGGACCAAAAGCCCGAAGACGGACGCUGAUCACGAUGACGAGGAGUAUGAGGAGGACAACGACGAAGAGCCAGACGACACGAGACAAACGCCGGAAAAUGGCAGCACAGUCACAACGGGAGGCGAGCAAGACAAAAAGAAGACAAGGAAGCUGCACCUGAAGAGGAAGCACAGGGUGGACCCUCUGAGGACGGAGGACGGGCCGGCAGAGAGCCCCACCCCUCCACCUCCACCAGUUGGAUGGGCGACACCCAAAGUUUCUAGGCUGCCAAAACUAGAGCCACUCGGAGACUCGAGACAUUCUGCGAGCGGCGUGUAGACAGACGGCCGAGCGCAGAGGCGGCGAUUGGAAGUCGCGGGGAACACAGGAGCAGCAUGGGAAACGGGGUCCUGCUCGGAAGCUGUUGCAUUCACAAACUGACGCAGUUCCGGUGUGAUUGCUCAAACCUGCCUGACCUGAUUAAAGUCGGGGCUCUUCUCAAGAAACGCACAUUUUGUGCUGAACUGAAACUUUAUUUUUUAUUGUUAAUGUCAGUGUUAGACGACUGAAACGCUUUUAAUUGACAAAGAAUGUAAAUAUGUCAGUUUUAACCUGUUUGUCUGUUACUGAAGAAUGGAUUUGUACACACGCCGUCAUUAAAAAAAGAGACCAUAUUUUAUAUAUGUAUAUGAUAGGCGAGGUCCGAAGUGGCUUCACGCAGCCGAGUGCUUUAAAUUGGACCUUUUUUAAAAGUUGUAAACACUUCCCAAAAUGAGGAUUAAUCACAUGGUGGUGGGGUGUCAUUUUCUACACUACGCUGUAAUGUAAAAAGUAAAGUGUCACACUACAUCACGAGUGUAAAUUGGUCGGUUUAAUUAAUGAAUGUCUCGACAUUUUCCACUUAAAUACUGUAAAUGUUUUUAUGCCCAUGAAAAGGAAAAAAAGGAUCUGUUUGUAAUUUGUCAAAUCUUUUUAUUUAUUGUUCAAAGAAGAGAGGUAUAUUUGUCUUUAUUUGUCUACAGGGCUACAGAUUUUUUACCCAUUCCGCUGUUUACACUGUGUAUCUGUUGUUUUAAAGUGAUAUUUCUCUUGAGGCGAGAAUCGGCCCCCAGACUUGGCAGCCUCUCAGGUGGCCCUGAGGUGGUUGUUGUUCCAGCUUUUUCUCGCUCAGUCCUCUGCACCCAGUUCCUCUUUGAAAACAGCUAAAAUUGAAUCUCAAAAAAGCACAAAUCAGGAAAAGAAGAAACCUUCCGACGAACACUCCUUUCCCUGUUGCCCCACUUAAGUUCCCAUAUUGGAAGAGUUUGCAGUAGGACGAUGAGGGAGGGGAAAGCAUCUUUACACCGACACCUGGAACAGCCAGUUUUGGGUCAGAACACAUGAGAGUAGCAAAAGUUAGCGCAUGAAAUAUCACUUUAAAAGUACAACGUUCAAAUCUAUAGUACAACACUCACUUCUUAAUAAGCUAGAUGUUUGGAAAACAUAUUUUUUCUACCCAGUUUGAAUUUUAUAACCGCACAAUAAAAGAUGUUUUAAAUAUA